AUGUUUCACUUCGCUGUUAUUAUUCUGGGUUUGUUUAAUCUCCAAACAGCCUUAAGCGACCCAUCCGAUGUAGGCCUAAGCCCGAUUCAAAUGAUCGAAAACCAUGGUUACGUAGGCGAAACCCACCAAAUCAUAACCGACGAUGGAUACAUCCUCACCUACUAUCGCAUACCACACGGUAUUAACGACGACGGUACCACCCAAAAACCGGCCGCACUUCUAGUCCACGGAGUCACAGCCUCUUCGGCUGAUUUUGUGGCGAUGGGUCCAGACCGCAGUUUGGCGUACAUUCUAGCCGACGCCGGCUACGACGUAUGGCUUGCAAAUACCAGAGGUACUGCUUUUUCGCGGAACCAUACAACUUUGGACCCAGAUGUAGAUACAGAAGAGUUUUAUAAUUUUUCGUGGCACGAAACCGGGUACUACGAUCUACCGAAAGCUAUUGAUUACAUCUUGGAGUUGAAAGGGGACGACAGUUUACAUUACGUGGGGCACUCACAAGGUACUACAGCGUUUUUCGUUUUGGCCUCCACUCGACCGGAGUAUAACCAAAAAAUCAAACUGGCGUCGCUGAUGGCGGGGGCUGCUAUAGUGAAACAUUACCCGAAUAUACUUAUACAAGAGCUCUGCAAGUAUAUAGACAGAGUUGCGCUCUUGUUAAACAGGUACAAAAUAUACGAGUAUCCUUUGGUUAAAGAAAUGAGAGAUUUUGUGAGUACGACUUGCGCAGAUCCUAGCUCUAAUGAAAUUUGUGACUAUAUUUACAACAUGAAAUUUUCCGGGGAUGGGUUUCGAGUUGAAGAAGAAUUUUUGCCUGUUAUUUACACCAAUAAUCCUUCAAAUACUGGAAUGAAACAAUAUGUACACUUUGCUCAACAAGUUAGAGACGGGGGCUUUCGGUACUUCGACUAUGGUACCGAAGCAAAUUUAGAAUUGUAUGGUUCUGAAUCGCCACCAGAUUACGAUCUAUCCAAAAUUUCAGCACCGGUUGCUUUUUACUAUGCAAUAAAUGAUGGGUUAAUAACAGUAGAGGACGAACAAAAACUCAUGAGUAUGGUACCAAAUGUUGUACACGAUUAUCUAAUAUCUUACGACCUCUUCAAACAUGGGGACUUUCUCUAUGCCAACGAUGUUGUAGAACUGGUGUACAAAGAAUUAAUAAAUGUAAUGAUGACAUAUUAA
Molecule: messenger RNA, 1182 nt
Organism: Zophobas morio
Lineage: Eukaryota; Metazoa; Arthropoda; Insecta; Coleoptera; Tenebrionidae
Product: lipase 3-like
Exons: 5
Coding region: 1-1182 (393 amino acids)
Biological process (GO): lipid metabolic process
Molecular function (GO): hydrolase activity, acting on ester bonds
Source: RefSeq, a predicted model, not a curated record